CAUCCGUCAGCAUGUCAGGGUCAACGUCUUUUCGAAAAGUUGCUCCAACUGACUUCGCAAAAUAUUGAAAUCAAGCUAGUGAGUGAUGUAACAGCUGAUUCAAAGGAGCUGAGGUGACCUAUAUGAACAUGACCGCCUACAACAAGGGCCGGCUGCAGUCCUCCUUCUGGAUUGUGGACAAGCAGCACGUGUACAUCGGCAGCGCCGGUUUGGACUGGCGAUCCCUGGGACAGAUGAAAGAACUCGGGGUCAUCUUCUACAACUGCAGCUGCCUGGUCCUAGAUUUGCAAAGGAUAUUCGCUUUAUAUAGCUCUUUGAAAUUCAAGAGCCGAGUCCCUCAGACCUGGUCCAAGAGGCUGUAUGGCGUCUAUGACAAUGAAAAGAAAUUGCAACUUCAGUUGAAUGAAACCAAAUCUCAAGCAUUCGUGUCGAAUUCUCCCAAACUCUUUUGCCCUAAAAACAGAAGCUUUGACAUUGAUGCCAUCUACAGCGUGAUCGACGACGCCAAGCAGUACGUGUAUAUUGCAGUCAUGGACUACCUACCCAUCUCCAGCACAAGCACCAAAAGGACUUACUGGCCGGACUUGGAUGGGAAAAUCAGAGAAGCAUUAGUUUUGCGAAGUGUUAAAGUUCGGCUCCUUAUAAGCUUCUGGAAGGAAACUGAUCCCCUUACCUUUAACUUUAUUUCGUCUCUUAAAGCUAUUUGCACUGAAAUAGCCAACUGCAGUUUGAAAGUUAAAUUUUUUGAUCUGGAAAGAGAGAAUGCUUGUGCUACAAAAGAACAAAAGAAUCACACCUUUCCUAAAUUAAACCGUAACAAGUACAUGGUGACGGAUGGUGCAGCUUAUAUCGGAAAUUUUGACUGGGUGGGAAAUGAUUUUACCCAGAACGCGGGCACGGGCCUUGUUAUCAACCAAGCAGAUGUGAGGAACAACACAAGCAUCAUUAAGCAGCUGAAAGAUGUAUUUGAGAGGGACUGGUACUCACCCUACGCCAGAAGCUUACAGCCAACCAAACAGCCGAACUGCUCAAGCUUGGUCAAACUCAGACUCCCCUCAAACAAAACUGCCACAUACAACGCGAGUGGGAAGGACCCCGCGAGUGUGUAACACGAACGAACACACUGACAGCUUGUAUUUCAUAUUUAUACAUAAAGGACUUGAGGAGAGAAAAUCCAUUUAAUAUGUCUUUUUUAGGAGGAAAAAAAAGCACACUUAUAGAAAAUAAUCUCUGAACGCCAUGUAAUAUCUAACCAUAUCUUCGCGGCGUGUACAUGAAAUUUAAGACUUUUGUAUUUGUUAUUUCUGACAGAGAAUGUCAUUUUGGCUUGGAAGUUAGUUUUUACGUUUGCAUACAGAUUUUAAGACUUUGAUGCCUCUUUCUUUCUAGUUUUAGAACUUUUUCUGCUGACUCACCUGGUCCAGUCUUAGGAAGCUUAGCAUGUAAGCUCUUUAACCCCAUUCUGAGAACUGACUGAGAAAGCAGAGUGAGGAUCUCACCUUGGAGAAGAGAUCAAACCAAGUAUUUAUCCUUAUAAACCAUCUCCAGGGCCUAUAUAGUCAUCUAAGCAUGAAAUUCUCAUGCCAGCUUUCAGUACCCUGGGAAAAUACUCUUUCUGCCUCCCUGUUCAUUUUCUUCUAAUACUGUAGCUUUUGUUUUGUAUCGUUUUUCUUUUCACAAGAAGUUCUUAUGAUGUAGUGUCCCUAUACUCACCUCAACACUCGUUCCAAGUGCGAUAAUAUCUUUUGAAAGUGUAUGAAUUCCUCAGAACGAAUACAAAAUGGAAAUAGCAGUCUUUAAUUUUCACCUUGCAGCUACAUUUUUCCCUACCAAGUUGGUGGUAUUUGAAAACCACAGCCAGCAAUAUAUACCCUUUCUCUCAAGCUCAGAAAAGUUAGCUAGCCCCCUGCUAAUACCCAGCAAGCUAUUAUGUCUGCAUUAUGAGAAUAGAGUAGUUUUUCACAUUUUUGCCUAGUUCAUGGGGUUAUAAAGGAAAGAGCUCCAUGUGUCAGUGGAUUUUAAUUUCUUUAGAAUAAUUAUGCUAUUAAGAGUAUGCCAGCAAACAUUUAUAGAGCUAUUUAAUAUACCUUCUGCUAUUUAAUAUACCAAAUGCUUUUCAGAGAAAUGCAAUUUAAAUAACGAGCUUAACAUAUUUUACUAAGAAACAAAAAUAUUGGAUUAUUGUUCUAUACUAUCAUUGUAUGUUGUUGUUUUCUAUCUAUACAAUGUAUAACCCUAUAUUAAUGGAGACUGUUGCUACCCUAGAGAGAGCACGGCCUCUUCGAAGCCCAGAGCCGUCAGGCUGCCCAGUCUUGUUGCCUGACUCUCUGGUCUGGAACUCCCUGUGCUGCUUGGCCUCGGGUUUCUUUUGAUAAUGUAGGGACAGUAAAUACUCACCUACCUCGGGAAGAUGUUGUCAUGGUAGGAAAUAUUUAUAACUUGUUUUGAAAUCAAAAGAACCUAUAUAAAUGCAAAGCAUUAUGACGUAGAAUCUUUUUCUUGAAAUACUUUUUGUGGUAUCCUGAUAGAAUCAAUACCAGGUUCUCCCCCGAGAACCUCCAAGGGGAAACAAAUCCAGUUGCAAAUGUGGAGGAACACAGCAUUGCCAAAACCCUGCUGGAGAUCGUCAUUCCUGCUGGGAUGGUCAUCAGUUUGUCGGGUCUCUUUGGCUUAAAGAACACCAACAUAAAACUAGACAUUGUGCUAGGGAUUAUCUUUAGGACUGGCAUGUACAUGUGUUUUCAGAGCAAAGAAAAGCAAUCUCAAUGACUUUUUUCUAUUUCUAGAUUUGAUUACUAAUAUGCUAGAACGAGUAAUGAAGGAACCCAGAAAUCUUAUCCAGUGGUUUUCUUGGUGUACAAUGGCUAUUGUUGGUCAUCCAGCAAUCAAAUAACUUUCAUUCUUAUUGUUUCCAAGUAUUGCUUUCCUGGAUGUUUAACAGGCAGUGAAGAGCUGGAAGAGAGCUGUAUUUUAAGGGUGACACUUUUUAUGAAUGACUGGGGGAUUCUUAAUGAAACUUUUCAUUAAUAAUGGCCAGCCCAUAAAAUCUCAAUAUUUACCAUAUACCCAAUCUCUGUUUCUGUAGGGAGCUGUCCAGCCAGUCAUCUCAAUAAAGUAAAGGUGGUUUGGGUGAUGAUUGAAAAGGAAGAAGGCAAAAGAAACCAAGCCAAGAGCAGACAUAGAGACAAACACACCAAGUUCAAUCCUGGGCCAAGAAAAGCAACUGGGGCUGAGUUUGUAAAGGACAUGUGAAGGGAUGAGAGGUAACUACCUUGUCAGUUCUCAAGUUGUCUCCUGGAGUAUUUGUCACAGCCACGGGACGUGCAUAUGCUUGGUGCAAUGGGGCCCCUUCACUGUCACUAUCUUUAUAUGGGAUAGGAGAAGAGAAUUUUGUCCUUAGCCAAAUGACCACCAUUGCCAUUUUCCUCUGAGCCCCAUCAAACAGGUGGCACCAGGAACUGUGCCCUGGGAUUUUGUGCCAUGCACCAGCAGCAGCAGCCCUGCCUGCCUGCCCAGCAGCCCACCUCUUCAAGGUGGUUCAGGCGGCAGCAGCCAAGCCACCAACGCCAGGAGGCAAGAGGGCCUUCUGUGGCAGCCACAAAAACAGCCCCCGUGCAGAGUGUCCCAAAGGGAUCCAUGUCUCCUAAAGGAAAUCUAAUUCUGCAGAACUUUCUUUUUCAUUUGGAUGCUUUCUGGACCCCUCUAGAAGUGAUCUUCCUCUUUUAAACUGUCUAUGCUAAACAGACUACCGACUUCCAUUUCUCCCCCACAAACGCCCCAGGAGUUAUUUCCCAGGGGGUUGGGGAAAGAAAAGCAAAUAUAAUCUGAGACUGUAUUUUAGGUUUCUGUGCGACUAACAUUAACCUAGUGCCUUAUUUAUUCUCAAGCAUGAAUUUUAAACAGUGACCACUAUAUCUAUGAGUAUACUUCUGCUUACUGUAGAGUUCCAUAGGAACUUCUGAUGGACCUUCCGGCUGAAAACUUGCAUACGAGUGUCUACAGUUUUUAUGCAUCCUGCUCUCCUCCCAAGCCACACAACUUUGAUCACCCCCAAAUCAAACCAUUGACACACACUGUUAAAUGUCAAUACUGUUGGCUUCCACUGCACUGCCACUGUCCACUAGCAUAUCAAGUAAUUGAACAUGCUUAUGAAACCGCUGGAGAGGACGUGGAACAUUCUAGAUUAUACCCAUGCUCUGUAAACUGUACAUUGAGGGUACCUGAAAAUGAUAAAAGCGAGGCACACUGAAAAUGUCCCCACUGUCUUUAGAGGACUUCCAAAGUCUCGUGGGACACAAUGAAAACUAGUGUCUUUAAAAAGUCAAAGCAGACUCAGUAAAAGGAAUGAAAGGGCUGUGGAAAAACUUUGCAUCUAUGUAGCUCUGGCCCUACUUUUCCCAUUUGGGCUGUAUUUGUGCUGUUGGUUGUCUCACUUCUGAUUUGGUUCUUAGUGAGAUGGGUCUGAUCACAUUUUGGGCUGAUCUUACCGUUUGAAAAACAUGUUUUGUUACUGCAGUUACUGGUUUGUUAAAAGUGCCUCACUGAACCUGGGAGUGACAGAAGCUCAUUUCCUGCCAGCCUGUGGCUAUUCUCAAGUGACUCUGAGUCAGUCUGAGUUUUCGGUUAGCGUUUUUACUGAACUAAAUUCCAAGGGGGAAAAAUUAAAAGACCAUAAGAAUUUCUUGAUAAGAUCAGACCCAGGGUCCGUCUGUCUCAGGAAUUCGAUCCCAGAAUCUGCCUUUUUAUCAUAUGUAAGACCACUUGUAUGAGUUUCUUUGUCCAAAAUCCAUUCCAUGAUUAUUAACAUUUAAGGAAUGGGAAAAAACUGCCUUCGCUCACAACAGAACAGUCAUCUUCUGUAAUGAAAGAUACUUUGUUCUUGCUCACUCAAACUCAGUCCCUUACAAACAGCCCUAGAUAUUGUGGAUCAAUGGUCGAUUUUUUGGUUUCCUGUACUUAUUCUUAGUGACCUUGUGCACUUUACUAGAAGCCAUUUUGAAGGAGAAAUUAAUGGAAUAUUCAUUUGGCCUAAGGCAGAUUGGAUAAAUUAAUCCAUAUUUAGCAUUUUUGCAUUUGCUGUGAUUUAGCAUAUUUCCUUUUCCUUAUAUACUUUGGUAACCAAAUAGCUAUUUAUUAUUUUCACCUAAUUAGUUUAAAUUGGUGGAAGAUUUUCAAUAGCCCUGAAGUCAAUCCCAGUUCAUAGCCUACCUUUUCCAUUUGAGAGAAUUUCCAUCUUUGGCUGAAUUAUGAAGAUAACUGCUUUUUAUGGUGACUAGCUAGCUAGGUAUUCUUCAGAGGUUCCUUGAAAUGGCAAAAACUGAAUUUUCUUAUUUUUGACCCAUUGGCAGUCUUGUAUUUAUGGAGUUCUAUAAAAGGUCACUGAUCACUUUUAUGCUCCUUUUGGCUAUUUGAUGAAAAGAACUGUGAGAUUUAAUUGGCUGUUAUGCAUUUUCUUUUGCUAUGUUCAACUACUAAACUUCUAAUUCUUUCACAAAGGAUAUCUUGAAUUUUUAAUGUUUCGUUAUGUAAAUAGGAUAAAGUUGUACCUGGACAUAUCUAUAUUACUAACCUUAAGAUACCUAAAUAAAUUGGUGUGAUAAAGGGCUGAAUUUGGAGACAUCAUUAAAAUUCUCAAACCUUUCUUAUAAGCAAGUGCUGAAUUUUUUUCAGAAUUAAAUAUGUGGUUUUCUUUUCCAUUCUGUGAGGUGAGGCAUUUAUUUUUCUCUUCAGCUUGAUCUUAGAAACAAACCACUCUCUUAUGACUUCCAAGCUCUACUCCAAGUGAUGAAUUAAGUCUGCAGCUGGGCCACUGGGCUCUGUUCCCAACAUUUUGUAUAUUUGCCCAAAGAGGCAUCUUAGUAAUGAUAUCCCUGUCUUUAUAUAUAUAUAUAUAUAUAUAUA
Rhinolophus ferrumequinum (greater horseshoe bat) is the source of this 5901-nucleotide messenger RNA. It is a transcript of the gene PLD5, whose product is annotated as phospholipase D family member 5. Gene Ontology annotation, molecular function: catalytic activity. The record is from RefSeq and is a predicted model, not a curated record. The coding region runs from base 123 to 1109 and encodes 328 amino acids. The transcript is spliced from 8 exons. NCBI's taxonomy places the organism in Eukaryota, Metazoa, Chordata, Mammalia, Chiroptera, Rhinolophidae.